GUGCCAUUUCCAAAAUCUUGGUCCCACUGUGCAGCUCAAAUGUGGUGUGCACGCUGCCAAUCGCUGGAGGACAGAGUGGGGACGGGAAUGAGCAGAGUUAGGAGACCAGGACAAAGAAGUUAAAGAGCCCCUCAUAUAUACAUGUUUUUGGAGGAGGGCAGAGGGGGGAAAAAGUCACCCCCGUGAGGGUCUAUGGGUUUGAUUGUGUGGUUCUGAUGGAGCCCCCUUUGAGCAAGAGGAACCCGCCAGCGUUGAGAUUAGCGGACUUGGCAACGGCUCAGGCCAGGCCUCUUCAGAAUAUGACAGGCUUCCCAGCGCUGGCCAGCCCGCCCGCCCACUCCCAACUUCGCGCCAUAGCCACGCACCUCCGCCCUCGGGACCUGGGCGCUGACCUCGGCGUGGCCAUCACUCCGCUCGGACCCGAGCACAUGGCCCAGGCGAGCGCCCUCCGCCUCAGUCCUCCCUCCCAGGCACUCCCGGCACAGCCUGAGGCUCCCGCGGCCGCCGCCCGCGCUGCGGCCUCGGUGGCACAGCCCGGAGCCGGCACCUAUCCCGGCGGUGGGGGCAGCAGCAGCGUGCUGCCCUCCGCGCCACCGCCCCCGGCCCCUCCUCUUCCUCCCUCCCCUUCACCCCCUUCCCCUCCCCCUCCUCCUCCUGCCCUCUCGGGCUACACCACCACCAACAGUGGCGGCGGCGGCAGCAGCGGCAAAGGCCGCAGCAGGGACUUCGUCCUCCGGAGGGACCUUUCCGCCACGGCCCCCGCGGCGGCCAUGCACGGGGCCCCGCUCGGAGGGGAGCAGCGGUCCGGCACCGGCUCCCCCCAGCACCCGGCCCCGCCUCCCCACUCGGCCGGCAUGUUCAUCUCUGCCAGCGGCACCUACGCGGGCCCGGACGGCGGCGGCGGCGGCGGGGGUCCGGCGCUCUUCCCCGCUCUGCACGACAUGCCGGGAGCUCCCAGCGGCCACCCGCACCCGCUCAACGGCCAGAUGCGCCUGGGCUUGGCAGCAGCCGCGGCGGCGGCGGCGGCGGAGCUGUACGGCCGCGCCGAGCCGCCCUUCGCGCCUCGCUCCGGCGAUGCGCACUACGGGGCCGUGGCGGCCGCUGCAGCCGCCGCCCUGCACGGCUACGGAGCCGUGAACUUAAACCUGAAUUUGGCGGCGGCAGCGGCUGCCGCCGCGGCAGCCGGGCCGGGACCCCACCUGCAGCACCACGCGCCGCCCCCGCCGCCGCCACCGUCCGCGCCCGCGCCGCACCCGCACCCGCACCACCCCCACCUUCCAGGGGCGGCCGGGGCUUUCCUGCGCUACAUGCGGCAGCCAAUCAAGCAGGAGCUCAUCUGCAAGUGGAUCGACCCGGAGGAGCUGGCCCGGCCGCCGCCGCCGCCGCCACCGCCCCCGGCCGGCGGCGCCAAGCCCUGCUCCAAAACUUUCGGCACCAUGCACGAGCUGGUGAACCACGUCACGGUGGAGCACGUGGGCGGCCCCGAGCAGAGCAGCCACGUCUGCUUCUGGGAGGACUGUCCGCGCGAGGGCAAGCCCUUCAAGGCCAAAUACAAGCUCAUCAACCACAUCCGCGUGCACACGGGCGAGAAGCCCUUCCCCUGCCCCUUUCCGGGCUGCGGCAAGGUGUUCGCGCGCUCCGAGAACCUCAAGAUCCACAAGCGCACUCAUACAGGGGAAAAGCCUUUCAAAUGUGAAUUUGAUGGCUGUGACAGGAAGUUUGCCAACAGCAGUGAUAGAAAGAAACACUCCCAUGUCCACACCAGCGACAAGCCCUACUACUGCAAGAUUCGAGGCUGUGACAAAUCUUACACUCACCCGAGCUCCCUGAGGAAGCACAUGAAGAUUCAUUGCAAGUCUCCACCGCCUUCUCCAGGAGCCAUUGGCUACUCAUCAGUGGGGACUCCACUGGGUGCCCCCUUGUCCCCUGUGCUGGACCCAACAAGGAGUCGCUCUACCACUCUCUCCCCUCAGGUGACCAACCUCAAUGAGUGGUACGUUUGCCAGGCCAGUGGGGCCCCCAGCCACCUCCACACACCUUCCAGCAACGGAACCACUUCUGAGUCUGAAGAUGAGGAGAUGUAUGGGAACUCUGAAGUUGUGCGGACGAUACAUUAGAAUUUAUUAAAAAUAAUAGCAAAUAAAAUAGUAAAUGGGAGUCCUUGGACCAUAUCCUAACCUGAGACAAUGCUGAGCCUGGGAAAAUCUGUGACUCAGACUUGCCACCGGGUCUAAUUAGCCCUAUUUAUUUGGUAUGAAACCCUAUGGUGUUUGUACAUUUAAUUAAUUUAAUUAAGAUAUUUGGGCUUCCCCCCCCCUCCCUAGAAAACAAACAAAAAACCAAGCUGGACUUUACACAUUGCAGGGGGACAGGGCUGGGAGCAAAUUGUACCAAGAAAAAUGAAUGGAGAGUAGUUGAUCAAGAUACACACUGCUAAUAAUAUAUAUAUAUAUAUAUAUAUGGAGAGAGAGAACAAUAAGUCAGAACUCAACAGAGCAACAAGGCCCUCUGCAUUUCCUAGAGUGCCUUGCAAAUGCCUUUGAUACCAUAACAUGGGCUUCUUUGGAGCCUCUUAGCCUCCUCCUUGGGCCCUAAUUCUGCAAAGUCCUCUUGAUUGUAAACCACACACUUGCUGCAUUGCCAACAGAUCUUGGGACUCUUAAGACUGUACCUGUGUCCAAAAAUAUUUGUAAAAACCUUUUAAGUUCUAUUGUCAUUUUCCAUUUCCACUUUUUAUUACUGAUCCCACCUAAACACUGUAUUUUUACACAGGAUAUUCAGUACCCUGCUUGUAUGAUUAAAAAAAAAAAUGCAGCAACCUUACUACAUUUCCAUAUAUUGUGCUACUGUGAUUGUUCAAGCAAAAGUGGAGAUAAGAGAAAAAGCCGCUGCAAAAGACAACUGUGAAACUGCUAUUUUAUAAAAUAGAAGAAAUUCAAGUGCUUUCUUUUUCCUGAUUUUUUAGAACUGAAAUCUCCGAUGCUGCCUCUUUACUAUGUUCAAACUUGUGUAAUAAGGAAAUUAUGUUUUAGAUGCUAAGUUCUUUGGGAUGCCAGAAUUAACAGGCAAGGCUAGGGAGGUGUGAAGUUGGCGGCAUGCCUAUUUUUUUGAAAGCUGUUGUUUUUAAAAUAGGCCAACUCCCCUUUUAUACUCUUGUAUUAACCUUUUAAAAAGCCUUUAUUUUUCGAUGCCCGAAAGUGCAUUUUAAUGCAUUUUCUUCCACCUGAGCACUGAGCACACGGAACUCUGUCCCAUUUGAAAAUGACAGUGUGUGAAGUGUAUGAUUUACAUUAAAAGAGGGGAGGGAGUUGCUAUACAUAUUAAAAUUUUUAAAAGGUUUAUAGUUACCACCAAACAUUGAUGAAUGUGUGACCUUUGCCAGAGCUGUCAAGCUAGGAUAAAAAAGGUCAAGGACCUAGGACAAUAACUCUUAGUCAAUUUAUUUUCGGUUGGUACAACACAUCUUGUGUGCAAAAUGUAGUCCAUCAUAAACAUCAUACAAAUACACUAAAGAGCACUAAUUUAUCCUCGGAGACCCUGAAGACACCCCUCCCCAGGGUUUGUAGAAACUUGUUUCGUGUACUGUGAGUGGUUGUAGUGUUAUUGUUAAUAACCUGUAUGGGAACACUAUUUGUACAGCUGAAUUAAUUUAUUUUCAGACAUCCUUUUUUCUUUCCUGGAAGAGUUCAAAGCACACCAAAGAAUUAUAUUAUACAUUUUGGUGAAAGAUUGUUGUUUAUGAUCCAUGGUUUAUUUAAAAAAAGAAAAAGGAGAGAAAAUGGAAACAUAUAUUUUUAAACUUACUUGAAUGAACAACGUAAUGUGAAACCAGGACUCUUCCUGCAUGUCUUUUUUGCAUUGUGUUGAGAUUAUAUAUAGUUUAUAGAUAUAUUAUAUUCCUAGUACAGUGCAUGGUGCUGUCACUUUGAAAGCCUUUCAAUGUUGUCUUCAAAUUGUUAUGGUGAAUAUUAAACAUGCAGACCCUCCUUUAUAAAGAAAAAAGAUCAUAAAACUUGAUAUAAAAUGAGUCUACAUUUAAAAGUUUAUUUGAUUUUCCUAUUCACUUUCAAAUCUCUUUCAAAUAGACAAAAAAGGUAUGAACUUUGGGGGGAUAAUUUAUGUAUUGUAAACUUAUUAGAACAAAAUAUUUCUGAUUUGUAAUGAGUUGUUUUAUUUAUACAACUUUUUCAAUGGUAGUUUGCACUAUUCUUUAUUAUGCUACAGGUUUAUUUAUUAUGAAACAAAAGAAUAUGUAUUUUAUGUAUUUUGCCAUGCAUAGGUUAACCCUGCCACAGAUUUAUUGGUUCCUGAUACACCUAAAAUGAAAAACUUAAAAUGUGUACCUUCAAUAGAAAGCAAGGAUGAUUAUGGAGUAAAAAUUUAAUAAAGGUA
Messenger RNA from Myotis myotis, 4392 nucleotides. RefSeq names its product Zic family member 5 (gene ZIC5). The transcript is spliced from 2 exons. Gene Ontology annotation, biological process: regulation of transcription by RNA polymerase II; central nervous system development. The coding region runs from base 216 to 2117 and encodes 633 amino acids. The record is from RefSeq and is a predicted model, not a curated record. NCBI's taxonomy places the organism in Eukaryota, Metazoa, Chordata, Mammalia, Chiroptera, Vespertilionidae. Gene Ontology annotation, cellular component: nucleus. Gene Ontology annotation, molecular function: DNA-binding transcription factor activity, RNA polymerase II-specific; RNA polymerase II cis-regulatory region sequence-specific DNA binding.